Brienomyrus brachyistius is the source of this 1957-nucleotide messenger RNA. Its product is annotated as GTP-binding protein RAD-like. Gene Ontology annotation, molecular function: GTP binding; GTPase activity; calcium channel regulator activity. Lineage: Eukaryota; Metazoa; Chordata; Actinopteri; Osteoglossiformes; Mormyridae. The transcript is spliced from 5 exons. Gene Ontology annotation, biological process: negative regulation of high voltage-gated calcium channel activity. The record is from RefSeq and is a predicted model, not a curated record. The coding region runs from base 393 to 1304 and encodes 303 amino acids. Gene Ontology annotation, cellular component: plasma membrane.
GACUCACGUCUCGAUGAAGCAGACUUGAGAUCGCUACCUGCCCUCCGUUCGUGCACACUAUGAUGUCACUACUAUAAAGAGCGACAUCACUUUCGCCGACAUACACUUCCUGCGGCUGACGUCAGUCACUUUUCGGGCACAUAAAUAUGGAAAGACGACUUCUCCCCGGUAUUGAACAGCACAGGAAGAACAAAUACAGUGCAAGAGAAUUCAGCACAAAAUAUUUUUUUCCUUUAGGACAUCAAACAUCGUUUUAACAGGCGAAGAAGCAGUUUAAGGGAAAAGACAGAAAUGUUGGUUUGCGUAUGAAAAUACUUGUCUGAUCGAAUCCUCGUUGUUUUUUUAAUAUACUUAUUGGAAAUUUACAUAAUUUUGCAAAACAUAAUUUAGCUAUGCAUAUCUUUAAUUGCAUUUCUUGGAAGACAUCGACUAAAUUUGCUAUCCCAAUCAUGACUCUUAACAAAGGCAAUAAGCUGCGGAAUACGGAGAAAAAGAGGAAUACCGUUCCUUUUUCGGGAUACCAUCAAAGUCGCCACAAAAGAAGCCUCACCGCGGACAGCGGUAUAAACUCCGAGCUCUUGGGCAGGCAGGCAGCUGUGCUUCGGAGCGAUGCCCUGGAGCCGUUCAGCAGCAGUCGCCCCGAAGGACACGUGCACAAGGUCGUUCUCCUGGGUGAACAUGGCGUUGGCAAGUCCUGUCUCGCACAGAUUUUCGGGCAAGUUGAGGACGGGCACGACUGCGACGAAGCAGGAGGCAUGUAUAACCGGUGCAUUGUUGUGGAUGAAGAAGAAGCCACAAUUUUAUUAUAUGACGCAGAGCAGGAAAACAGCCAAUGGCAGAGAGAGCAGUGUCUGCGCAUGGGAGAUGCCUAUAUCAUUGUAUAUUCAGUCACGGACAAGACCAGUUUCGAGAAGGCGUCCGAACUGCGUAUCCAGCUGCGCAGUGCUAGGCAAACAGACAACAUCCCCAUUAUUUUGGUGGGGAACAAGAGUGACCUGGUUCGUUCCAGAGAGGUUUCUGUGGAUGAGGGCAGAGCUUGCGCCAUGGUCUUUGACUGCAAGUUCAUAGAGACGUCAGCCUCACUGAACCACAACGUGCAGGAGCUGUUCGAGGGCAUCGUGAGGCAGAUCCGGCUGCGCCAAGACAGCAAGGAGCAGAACGCCCGGCGGCAGGCCACCUGUAGGAGGCAUGAGAGCGUCAGCAAGAAAGCCAAGCGCUUCAUUCGUCAGAUAGUUGCCAGAAAGAACAAGAAAAUGGCCUUCAAGCAGAAGUCAAAGUCCUGCCAUGACCUCAGUGUCCUUUAAAUCCCAGAAGCUCUGCUUGUGCCAACAUGACCACAUGCUGUGACACGAACGUGUGUUUUCAACACCAUCAUCAGGACUAAACAGACUUUACACAAAUAUAUUUACUCUGUAUCUUGUUUACUCAAAGUUAUUUUUCGAAGAAAAAAAACAAGCUCUGGUUAUUUGAUAACACAUAUAGUAAUACAUAUGGUAACCAUAUUCUAACACAUCUUAAGGAAGGUAUAGUUAUUUAUUUAACUGCAUCUUUAGCGUAAAUAAUUAGGAAUUUGGCUUAUGGAUGUAAUUUAAGCUUAUUGUAGGAAAGGUUUGGUUAUAAAAAUAAUAUUAUUUGUACUUAUUUAAUUUUUUUAGCUUUGAGGCACAGCUGUAGGUCUAACUGCUCAGCAAGGUAAAAGAUAUGCACUUAUAUCGUAUAUGAGGUCAGAAAGAUGAGGUAAACGCCACUGUCUUAGACAUCUACGUGAUCAUACUGUACACUGGUGCAAGAUCAUGGGCUGGUAUUUUGUAUUUUAAAAAAUAUAUAUUUCUUAUACCAUCUUCUAAUAAACACUCCUAGUAUGAAUGAAUGCAACAGAAGCAAUAAAGUAUGUGAUGUGAACUUUUAUUUUUUAAACAUUUCGUUUACUUGGACUAUUGACUUGACCUUUUUAUGU